This is a messenger RNA of Ochotona princeps (American pika), 613 nucleotides long. RefSeq names its product histone H2AX. The record is from RefSeq and is a predicted model, not a curated record. Gene Ontology annotation, biological process: DNA damage response. Bases 70 to 501 code for a protein of 143 amino acids. Gene Ontology annotation, molecular function: structural constituent of chromatin; protein heterodimerization activity; DNA binding. Gene Ontology annotation, cellular component: nucleosome. Lineage: Eukaryota; Metazoa; Chordata; Mammalia; Lagomorpha; Ochotonidae. The transcript has a single exon.
GUUGGCCGUUGCGUCUCGUUCCCGGACGUCCCUUUUUUUCCCCCCCCGCCUCGUUCUACCUCGCCCAUCAUGUCUGGCCGCGGCAAGACCGGCGGGAAGGCCCGCGCCAAAGCCAAGUCGCGCUCUUCGCGUGCCGGCCUGCAGUUCCCCGUGGGCCGCGUCCACCGGCUGCUGCGGAAAGGCCACUACGCCGAGCGGGUGGGCGCCGGCGCACCGGUCUACCUGGCGGCCGUGCUCGAGUACCUGACGGCCGAGAUCCUGGAGCUGGCGGGCAACGCGGCCCGCGACAACAAGAAGACGCGCAUCAUCCCCCGCCACCUGCAGCUGGCCAUCCGCAACGACGAGGAGCUCAACAAGCUGCUGGGCGGCGUGACGAUCGCCCAGGGAGGCGUCCUGCCCAACAUCCAGGCCGUGCUGCUGCCCAAGAAGACCAGCGCCACCGUGGGGCCCAAGACGCCUUCGGGCGGCAAGAAGGCCACCCAGGCCUCGCAGGAGUACUGAGGGGCCCCGCGCCACGCCACCACACAAAGGCCCUUUUAAGGGCCACCACCUGUGUCAUGGGAAGAGCUGAGCCGCGUGGGCCGCGGCGCCCGGCCUCCCCCUGCCCCCGCCG